This is a messenger RNA of Miniopterus natalensis, 540 nucleotides long. It is a transcript of the gene GNG5, whose product is annotated as G protein subunit gamma 5. Lineage: Eukaryota; Metazoa; Chordata; Mammalia; Chiroptera; Miniopteridae. Gene Ontology annotation, biological process: G protein-coupled receptor signaling pathway. Gene Ontology annotation, molecular function: G-protein beta-subunit binding. The record is from RefSeq and is a predicted model, not a curated record. Gene Ontology annotation, cellular component: heterotrimeric G-protein complex.
CGCCCCUCGCUUCGCUGCCCAGCCGUCUGGCCCCGCGGAGUCGCGACCGGCCGACCCACUCCCGACAAACCUGCCCGGCUCCCGCGUGGAAAAUGUCUGGUUCCUCCAGCGUCACCGCGAUGAAGAAAGUGGUUCAACAGCUUCGGCUGGAGGCCGGGCUCAACCGCGUGAAGGUUUCCCAGGCAGCUGCAGAUUUGAAACAAUUCUGUCUGCAGAAUGCUCAACAUGACCCCCUGCUGACUGGAGUAUCUUCAAGUACCAAUCCCUUCAGACCCCAGAAAGUCUGUUCCUUUUUGUAGUGAAAUGAAUCUUUGAAGGUGUUCUAAACCACUUUUCUUGAACUGGUGAAUAUUCAAAGAGAGCUGAAAUUGAAGCCUGUACAAAAAGCUUACCCUAUAACAUGUGCCACACUAUACAGACUUCUGCUUUUGUCAGUCCUUAACAUCUACCUCUCUGAAUUUUCAUGAAUUUCUAUUUCACAAGGAUGAUUAUUUUAUAUACACUGGCAGCAGCAAAUGAAUAAAAUACUUAGUAUAAAAA